UCACUCUGCCCUCCCCUUUUCCAAACCUUUCCAAAUUCCCCCAAAAAAAAAAACAAAAAAAAUAAAAAACCCCAAAAAACAAUAACCUAACUCGGUUUCUUCGCCGCCGUCAGUCUCCCUACGCCACCGCUUCCGUUCCGAUAUCCGGCGGCCCUAUCCUUACCCUAGUCAACCCUACUACCCUAUCCAAAAUCCAAAAAACAGAAAAUUAUUACAGAGAAUCAGUCUUGAAUUGUUAGGGUUAUUAGUUAUUAUUUCAUUUAAAUUUUUUGAUCUGAGGUGAUGGCGCAGAUUCAGGUGCAACACCAGAGCGCGGUUUCGGCUCCACCGCAGAACGGCGUCGCAGCCGCUCCUUCGCCGCCACUGCCGGCGGGUGCUGCGAAUGGGACGAACCAGUUUGUUACGACGUCGUUGUACGUCGGGGAUCUGGACCCUGAGGUUGACGAGAGGCACCUCUACGAUUUGUUCAACCAGGUCGGGCAAGUGGUUUCGGUUCGUGUCUGCAGUGAUUUGACCACUCGGCGAUCGCUCGGUUACGGUUACGUUAAUUACAGUAACCCUCAGGAUGCUGCACGAGCAAUAGAUGUACUGAAUUUCACUCCACUGAACAACAAGCCCAUUAGGAUAAUGUAUUCUCAUCGGGAUCCUAGCAUUCGCAAGAGUGGGACUGCAAACAUUUUUAUCAAGAAUUUGGAUAAGUCAAUUGAUCACAAAGCUUUACAUGAUACUUUUUCUUCUUUUGGACAUAUUCUUUCUUGCAAAAUAGCGACUGAUGCUUCUGGCCAGUCAAAAGGCUAUGGUUUUGUUCAAUUCGACACCGAGGAGUCUGCACAGAAUGCAAUCGAUAAGUUAAAUGGCAUGCUGAUCAAUGAUAAGCAGGUCUACGUGGGUCAUUUCUUACGUAAGCAAGAUAGAGAUAAUGCUUUGGGUAAGACGACAUUCAAUAAUGUGUAUGUGAAAAACCUGUCUGAGUCGGUGACAGAUGAUGACUUGAAGAAAAUUUUUGGAGAGUAUGGGACGAUCACUAGUGCUGUAGUAAUGAGAGACGCAGAUGGUAGAUCAAAGUGUUUUGGGUUUGUUAAUUUUGAAAACCCAGAAGAUGCUGCCAAAGCUGUUGAGUCACUCAAUGGAAAGAAAAUUGAUGACAAGGAGUGGUAUGUUGGAAAAGCCCAGAAAAAAUCUGAGCGAGAGAAUGAGCUGAGAAGACGGUUUGAGCAAACUGUUAAAGAAUCUGUUGAUAAAUACCAAGGUGUGAACUUGUAUCUCAAGAACUUGGAUGAUACCAUCAAUGAUGAAAAGCUAAGAGAACUCUUCUCUGAGUUUGGUUCAAUAACCUCUUGCAAGGUUAUGCGCGAUCCAAAUGGAAUCAGUAGAGGAUCAGGAUUUGUUGCAUUUUCAACUCCUGAGGAAGCAUCUCGAGCUCUUACGGAGAUGAAUGGUAAAAUGAUUGCUGGGAAGCCUCUGUACGUUGCCCUUGCUCAGAGAAAGGAAGAGAGAAGAGCUAGGUUACAGGCACAAUUUUCACAAAUGAGGCCUGUUGCGAUGACACCUUCUGUUGCACCACGGAUGCCACUUUAUCCUCCUGGUGCUCCUGGUUUAGGGCAGCAAUUUAUGUACGGGCAAGGACCCCCAGCCAUGAUUCCCCCACAGGCUGGAUUUGGCUACCAGCAGCAACUUGUUCCUGGGAUGAGGCCCGGUGGUGCUCCAAUGCCUAGCUUCUUUGUUCCAAUGGUUCAGCAGGGUCAGCGCCCAGGUGGACGACGAGGAGCUGGUCCUGUGCAACAACCUCAGCAGACAGUGCCAAUGAUGCAGCAACAGUUGCUUCCAAGGGGACGCUAUAUGCGUUACCCUCCUGGGGGUCGCAAUAUGCAAGAUGUUCCACUUCCAGGGGUUGCUGGAGGAAUGUUGUCAGUCCCCUAUGACAUAGGUGGUCUUCCAAUCCGCGAUGGUGUAGGGCAGCCAGUUGGAAUUCAGGCCUUGGCUACUGCUCUUGCAAAUGCUCCUCCCGAACAGCAGAGGACUAUGCUUGGUGAAGCUUUGUACCCGCUAGUGGACCAGCUGGAGCAUGAUGCAGCUGCUAAAGUUACAGGCAUGCUAUUGGAGAUGGAUCAGCCAGAGGUAUUGCACCUGAUUGAAUCACCAGAUGCUCUAAAGGCGAAAGUUGCCGAAGCAAUGGAUGUGUUGAGAAAUGUUUCUCAACAAGCCAACACCCCUGCCGAUCAACUAGCCUCACUCUCCUUGAAUGAGAAUCUUGUCUCUUAGAUUUUGUUAAUCCAGUUUACUUUAGGCAAUAAACCCUACACUGGUCAUCACUAUCUGCUUUUGUUCCAGUUUUAAGGUCUUAGAUUGGUGAUUUCGGUCAGUACUAAGGAAGCUUUUCAUGUUCUUUGCAGUUUUUUGUCUCUGGUUUGUUUCUAGGAUUAGCAAAACUUGCUGGAUUAUUUAGUUUUGUUGUCUUGUUUGUGGAUUUAUAUUUAUAUCAGUUGUACUGGAUUGUUUUAAA
Molecule: messenger RNA, 2503 nt
Organism: Arachis stenosperma
Lineage: Eukaryota; Viridiplantae; Streptophyta; Magnoliopsida; Fabales; Fabaceae
Product: polyadenylate-binding protein 2-like
Exons: 9
Coding region: 283-2262 (659 amino acids)
Cellular component (GO): ribonucleoprotein complex
Molecular function (GO): RNA binding
Source: RefSeq, a predicted model, not a curated record